UUCGUGUGGAGCAGAAGAGGAAGAAUAUCAACACGUGCCGCUUGCAUUUUACUUUUACUGUUCUUGAUUUUACAUAAAAUGAUUAAAGUUAAGCGAAAGCCAGCUCCUGCGCCGGUGGAACAGGACUCGGACAGCGACUCCAGCUUCGACGAAGAGGAGCCGCAGGAUGUGGAAGUCCAGGAGGGGCCAGUCACCGAUAGCAGCGAUGAGGAAGAAGCUGCCUCCAGCAGCAAGAAGCAGCCCAAAAAGAAAGAAGCUGGUGAGGAUUUGGAAGAUGAGGACGAUGAUGAUGAUGACGACGAGGAGGAUGAGGACGAAGAUGACGACGAGGAUAAUGACGACAAGAAGACCCGUAUUCCGGUGCUCAACCCUCUCAGCCUGAUGCGCAACAAGGAGCAGCGUUUGGCGCUCUACAAAAAGAUGAAAAAGGAGAAGCACAAGAAAAAGAUGCAGGAGCGACGUGCCCGCCGCAAGGCAGGAGUACCCGCCAAUCCGGGGCACACCAUAGAGAGCCUGCGAGAGAAGGACCACACGGAGGUGGCCAACCUUAACGACUCGGACAACGAGGAGCUGCAAAAGGAACUGGAACUGGACGAUUUCAGUUCGUAUUUCGAGCGCUCCUACGAGCCCAAGGUGCUGAUCACAUUCGCCGACAACCCGGUGACCAAGACCCGUAAGUUCGGGCUGGAACUAUCGCGCAUAUUCCCCAACGCCCUGGUUAAGAUCCGAAACAAGUCGUCGGUCAAGAAUAUCUGCAAGAGCGCCGUGCGCGAGGAGUUCACAGACGUAGUGAUUAUAAACGAGGAUCGCAGAAAGCCCAAUGGGCUGCUGGUCAUCCAUCUGCCCAACGGACCCACCGCCCAUUUCAAGGUGUCCAACGUGAAGCUCACCUCAGACAUUAAGCGCGACCACAAGGAGAUAACCAAGCACAGGCCUGAGGUGAUCCUGACCAACUUUACCACCCGUUUGGGUCUGACAGUGGGCCGCAUGCUGGGCGCGCUCUUCCACCACGACCCCGAGUUCCGCGGCCGGCGAGCGGUGACUUUCCACAAUCAGCGAGACUACAUCUUCUUCCGCCACCAUCGCUACGAGUUCUCCAAGGAGGGCAAGCGCGUGAAACUACGCGAACUGGGACCGCGGUUCACCCUGAAACUGCGCUCCCUGCAAGAGGGAACCUUCGACAGUAAGACCGGAGACUACGCCUGGAUUAUCAGCAACAAGCGGCACGCCAUGGAGUCCCGACGCCGCUUCUUCCUCUAGUUGUAUUUCGAGGCAUUGUAUUUAGGUAUAGAGAACUUAAUAAACCAACUGAUAAUACAGAAAUAA
Molecule: messenger RNA, 1326 nt
Organism: Drosophila subpulchrella
Lineage: Eukaryota; Metazoa; Arthropoda; Insecta; Diptera; Drosophilidae
Product: probable ribosome production factor 1
Exons: 1
Coding region: 79-1260 (393 amino acids)
Biological process (GO): maturation of 5.8S rRNA; maturation of LSU-rRNA
Cellular component (GO): preribosome, large subunit precursor; nucleolus
Molecular function (GO): rRNA primary transcript binding
Source: RefSeq, a predicted model, not a curated record